Messenger RNA from Lactuca virosa, 1188 nucleotides. Lineage: Eukaryota; Viridiplantae; Streptophyta; Magnoliopsida; Asterales; Asteraceae. The record is from the annotation of a GenBank genome assembly.
AUGUCUAGCUCGAGGCCAACUCCUGAUGGACUCCACCCUAUAGUGGAGCUGAACUUCAAAGGUGUUUUUCUUAGAAAUCCUUUCUCGUAUAACCAUGGUAUCAACUUCACUUUCAAUGAUCACGAUUUUUUUGGAAUGACAUACGGUGAAUGUAUCACCUUUCUCGAACGGUCCAUGCAAGAAAGUAUAAAGAAGUUAUACUAUUGUGAACUAGGUAAGCCCUUAAUAUCUGGGAUAACUGUUAUCGCUAAUGAUGAAGACUAUGGUGGUUUCAUUUUUCAGGCAUAUGGGACAGAUGGUAAAAUUUGUAUGUAUGUGGACCAUGAUGGUCAAGGAAUAGAAGAUUGGUUUGGUUCUGAAAUAGAAGAGGAGGAUGGAGAUGAUUCAUGCAUUGAUGGUGAUGCUUAUGAGGUGGAUCUUGAAGAAAUAACUUGCUCAUGCAGGCUUUGGCAACUUAAUGGAAUCGGUUGUGUCCAUUCUGUUGCAGCUAUUAGUUUUAUGAAUAGGGAUGUGGAGUCAUAUGUGGACAAAUUGUUUAGUAGCAUCACUUACAUAAAGUCAUACAAGUUUAGGUUAGCACCUAUGAAUAGAAGUAAUUUGUGGCCUGCAACUGAUUACACCCCACAUUUACCUCCUGUUCGUAGAACUAUGCCUGGGAGACCUGCAACUAAAAGGAAAAAGGAUGCAACAGAAAACUCAAACCAGUCAAGUAAAAAAUCAAAGAAAACUACCCAAACACAAAACAAAGGUAAGGAGCAGGUGAAGGUAUCCAAGGCUGGAAAAAAACAAAAAUGUAGCCUUUGUAAGAUUGAAGGACACAACAAAAGAGCUUGUACUUUGACAAGGCCUCCUAAAAUCAAAGCUAGAAGAAAAACAAAACAGGGUGUAGUUGAAGCACUCAAUGAGGAUGAUGAAGGUAAUCAAGCUAAUGCAAUGAAUGAAGGUGAUGAAGUGCAUGAGGGUGAUCAAGCAGUAAAUGAUGAUGGAGGAGCAGUAAAUGAUGGUGGAGAAGCAGUCAAUGAGGUUCAUGUGCAAGAACAGGAGGCUAGAGAAACACUAGUUGCAACCCUGUUGAAGAAAAUCAGGAAAAAGAAAUCUGAAAGGAUUAUCAAGUUGAAGCUGGGCAAGAAAGUUGGUGGUGCAGAUGCACCUAGGAAUUCAGAAGCUAAACCUGUUACUCUAGAAUAA